Fundulus heteroclitus (mummichog) is the source of this 4183-nucleotide messenger RNA. It is a transcript of the gene rgl1, whose product is annotated as ral guanine nucleotide dissociation stimulator-like 1. Gene Ontology annotation, cellular component: plasma membrane. Gene Ontology annotation, biological process: Ras protein signal transduction; positive regulation of GTPase activity. The transcript is spliced from 18 exons. Gene Ontology annotation, molecular function: guanyl-nucleotide exchange factor activity. NCBI's taxonomy places the organism in Eukaryota, Metazoa, Chordata, Actinopteri, Cyprinodontiformes, Fundulidae. The coding region runs from base 300 to 2774 and encodes 824 amino acids. The record is from RefSeq and is a predicted model, not a curated record.
GGCAUGGAGCUGUUGGCUGAACUCCAUGUGUGCUGAGCAGUAAGACGGGAAGAAGAAAAAAAAAAAACAGCAGAAGAGAGAAAGAGGAAGAAAGAGGGUUUGAAAGCCUUAGAGGAACGCCUGCCGUUCAUCUAACAGCCACACUGAGAGGAGGACUAACAUUACUGGCAGGCAACCUGCUUGUCCUCAAGGACUUGCAUCUUCUCCAUCCUGGUCACCAACAAGAGAAGACCACAGCUUGUUCCGCCCUGCCAACAAGACUCGAGCAUGCCCGGACAUCCUCGUCCUCCCUGCCGCUGAUGCAGGUGGCUGUCAUGAUUUCCUAUUGCCCUCUGGCCACCUUACUGCCUUUGCCCAUCAGCGCCCAGCUAAACCACUGCCCCGACCUGGAUAGCACCUUGCUGCCUGAGGGGGAGGGAGGUGUCAUUCUGCAGAGGUACCAGCCUCGCUCCCCAGAGAGCAGCCCUCACCACUGGAGCUCGGUGCAGGACUGGGGGGAGGAAGUCGAGGAAGGAGCCGUCUACAACGUGACGCUGAAGAGGGUUCAGAUUCAGCAGGCGGCCAACAAGGGAGCAAGAUGGCUGGGGGCGGAGGGCGAUCGCCUGCCUCCCGGCCACACGGUCAGCCAGCUGGAGACCUGCAAGAUCCGCAGCAUUCGCGCCGGGACUCUGGAGCGCCUGGUGGAGACCUUACUGACGGCCUUUGGAGACAACGACUUGACCUACACCUCCAUCUUCCUCUCCACCUACAGAGCCUUUGCCAGCACCCAGACUGUGCUGAAGCUGCUGCUGGACAGGUAUGGGAGUGUGGAGGAAAACGAGCAGGACGGCUCUGAAAGCAAUGAAGCCGUCAGAAACGCCCUGGCUUCCAUCCUGCGUGCCUGGUUGGACCAGUGUCCCGAGGACUUCCAGGAGCCUCCAGACUACCACUGCCUCCACCGGCUGAUGGACUACCUGCGCAAAGCUCUGCCGGGUUCAGAGGCCCUCAGGCGCGCCGAGGGUCUGCUGGAGCAGCUCCGCGGUCAGGCCAGCAUGGAUGAAACUGAUGUGGGUUUCCAUGGAAACGGUUCUUUCUGCCUGGGGGAGGAAGAGGAGGUGGAGAUCGAGGUCCAGGAGGACUUCCUGUCCUUUGAGGCGGACCUGGUGGCGGAGCAGCUGACCUACAUGGACGCGCUGUUGUUUAAGAAGGUGGUCCCCCACCACUGCCUGGGCUCCAUCUGGUCCCACAGGGACAAGAAGGACAACAAGCACAGCGCUCCCACCAUCCGCGCCACCAUCACCCAGUUCAACGCCGUCGCCGCCUGCGUGGUGAGCACGGUGCUGAAGCACAGACAGCUCAGGCCGCACGUCAGGGCCAGGGUCAUCCAGCGCUGGAUAGACGUCGCUCAGGAGUGCAGGAUACGCAAAAACUUCUCGUCGCUGCGAGCGAUCGUGUCGGCGCUGCAGUCCAACCCUCUGUACAGGUUGAAAAGAGUGUGGGCAUGUGUGCACAAGGACAGCAUGCAGACGUUUGAGGAGCUCUCUGACAUUUUCUCUGACCACAACAACUACCUGACCAGCAGAGAGCUGCUCAUGAGGGAAGGUACGUCAAAGUUUGCCAGUCUGGAGAGCUGCGCCAAAGAUCACCAGAAGCGCACCCACAAGAGACUGCAGCUGCAGAAGGAAAUGGGAGCGAUGCAAGGAACCAUACCGUACCUGGGGACCUUUCUGACUGACCUGACCAUGCUGGACACGGCCCUACCAGACUUUGUGGAGGGGGGCCUGAUCAACUUUGAGAAGAGACGCAGGGAGUUUGAGGUGAUCGCGCAGAUCAAGCUGCUCCAGUCGGCCUGCAACAGCUACUGCCUGACUGCUGAGCCGGCUUUCCUUCGCUGGUUUAAGAACCAAACUCAGCUCAGCGAGGAGGAAAGCUACGUCUUGUCUUGUGAGAUCGAAGGCCUCGGCGACAGCAGCCCGACUUUACCCAAACCUCGCAAAAGCAUGGUGAAGAGACUCAGCCUACUGUUUCUAGGGCCAGACAGCAGCACGGCCAGUUCCCCAGUCAGAGAGACGCCGCGGUCGCCUCCUACUGGCAGCUCGGGGGAGAGCAUGGACUCGGUCAGCGUGUCCUCCAACGACUCCAGCGGUCCUUCAGACAACGAGGGGCUCGUCAGUCCGACUCACAACUCCGACUCCAUUCAGAACAAGCUCUCAGAGUCCUCAUCCUGCACUUCGCUCCACUCCAUGGACACCAAUUCGUCGACGGCCAGCGUUUCCAUGACUCCCGCGUCUCCCUCGCUCCCUGGGCGUCCCGGCACCCACCGGCGGUGCAUCUCCCUCACACCCCUGUCCCCCAGCUCCCCGAGUCAGACCCCGGCUUAUAACACCCAAGCCCAGGACGUGUGCAUCAUCAGAGUCAGCCUGGAGCAGGGCAAUGGCAAUCUGUACAAGAGCAUCCUGCUGACCAGCCAGGACAAGACCCCGGCUGUGAUAGCCAGAGCCAUGGCAAAGCACAACCUGGAGGUGGAGCCGGAGGAGGGAUUUGAGCUGGUGCAGGUCAUCUCUGAGGAGAAAGAGCUGGUGAUUCCCGACAGCGCCAAUGUCUUCUACGCCAUGAACACCUCAGCCAACUUCGACUUCCUGCUGCGCGACCGGGGCUCGGCCGGUCGACCCGUGCAGCUGCACAGCCGCUGCAGUUCCACCCUUCCUCGGGCUCAGCAUCGCUCCAGCCUCUCGCUCAGACUCAGCAAAGUGACGCUGUGCCCCCCCCCCCCCCCCCCUCAGUCUCUGCGCUGAUGCGAGUCCGUUUUUGGGUUGUGAUGAGUAGGUGGAUUAAUUGAGAAACAAAGAGCUCCGAGUUAUUUCAGGUGGACCAGAUGCGUUUCAAUGAGCUCUUAGACCGCUUUUUGACUCUUUCCAUUUGGGUCUCAUCACAAAUUGUGCCAUCAUCGCCUGCCCAGCCUUAAUGUGCAACUGUGCAACAACGACCCCAAAGUGGCCUCCAGUCUUUACAACAGAUUUUUUUUUUUUUUUUUUUUUUUUGCACAAGUGGGAGCAGCCAAACUCCCCUGACCUUCGACAGUAUUGUGAAAAUGACUGAACUCCCUUUUUUUUUUUCCGUGUGAUGUCAUGCGUAGAUGAAGCUUUAAUUUUCUCUGAACAGAAAUGAAACGGAUGAUGUGUGGUGUUCAGUCCCGUUUCGCUUUGUUAACAAUGACUGAAUGGACCUCUAACAGUAUUCUGAACCAUAUUAGCUGACUGAAAGAAACUGUGACGUUGAUGUUUUUCCCCAGUUGGACAUCUUGGACAGCUCCUGUCUGGCUUGUGCACAGUGUGCACCGUAUAUGUGUAAACAGAUUGUGUGUGUGUGUGUGUGUGUGUGUGUGUGUGUGUGUGUGUGUGUGUGUGUACUCCUCCCCCUCAUAUUGUGAGCUGCGUGACGAAUGCAGUGUUAGGCGCAUUCUGAUUGGUUCCUGUACUUGGUUUUAUCAAGUCCUCGGCAAAUACUGAAAAAGCCUUACCUGCCCUGUCUUCAGGGUGAAGAGGUGCAAUUAGUGCUGCUUUCUGAUGCAGUUUCCCUUUUUUUUGCAUUGAAAGACAGAAUGAAAACAAAGUUGGCAUCCUACUGAAACAGAAAGCAGAUCAAUGUCUCAGACCGAUGCAUCCUCGUACCUUAUGCCAGUGUUAUGUGAAUAUGAAGGAUGAAUGAACCCCUUUGUAAGUGGUUUAACUCCCUCUUUACUAAACAAGUUAAUGUUUUUGUCUGUAAGUGUUGCUCUUUUUUAUAUGUUUUUUUUUUUUGUAUUUCUUUUUAGCUUAAUUCAUUCCAGAGAUGUAUUCACCAAUGUGAGAGUGACAGGAGGUAUUUAACACAAGUGUUAAUGAACUCAAAUCGUCAUAAGAGAAGACCAUCUGUGCCAGAUUUUCCUUUGACCCAUUCUGAGGGACACUUGAUUUCUUUAUCCAUCUGUCUCUUGAAAAAAAAAAGAAACACUUCUCAUCUGUAAGCCAGGCAAGUUUAAUGGUCAUAAUAUCACCAUGAAAUAUUAUGGACGGUUACUCCAGCAGAGCACAGUUGAGACUUAGGCUUCAUGCAGAAUUUCACAUAGAGAUGUUUUCCUUUAAACCAAUCCUCAUUUCCUGUUCUCCACUGCCAAAGACUCUUACUCUACAUGAAUAAAUAAAUUAUUGCCAUUAUUAUCAAA